AUGUAUCGACGCACUACAGCCUUAUAUUUGGUCAUCCAGGCCGUUCUCACCAGCGCGGUGCUCGAUCCAAGACAGGAUCCUAGCGUGUUGUUAGUUUGCACGCAGAUUGCAAGCUCCAUCUCAUCCGCAUCAUCUGUGUCCUACCCAUGCACGGCCGACGACCUUGGUACGAUUCUCCAGAUUCUGGGUAACACAAGAACUCCGUUUGCCGUUAAAGGAGGUGGACACAUUAUGAACCCCAACUAUUCCUCCACAACCGGCGUCCAGAUCGCGAUGUCGCGGUUUGAUGAAAUCGACUAUGAAGCCUCCACUUCGACUGUCGCUGUCGGAGCAGGUAACAUAUGGGACAAUGUAUAUGAGGCGUUGAUGCCCUACAACGUCAACGUCGUCGGUGGGAGAGUCUCCGGCAUUGGCGUGGCGGGGUUCAUCCUCGGUGGGGGGUACUCAUGGUUGACGAACCAGUAUGGGCUCACGCUUGACAAUGUGCUCGCCUAUGAGCUGGUGUUGCCUAAUGGCACCAUAACCACCGUUUCAGUGUCAUCCAAUCCGGACUUAUUCUUCGGUUUGAGGGGCGGGUAUAACAACUUCGGCAUCGUUACGACAUUCACCUUGGCCACAUACCCUCAAGGCCUGGUGUGGGGUGGUCAAAUCGCGUACACGGGGGACAACGUGGAUGCACUCAAUAUUGCCACUGCGAACUUCGCCAACAACGUCACCGAUCCCAAGGCUGCGAUCAUCACAACUCUCGACUAUACUUUAGGCUCGAUUAUCGCCUCCGUAUUGAUGUUCUACGAUGCUCCAACACAGCCAGUUGGAAUAUUCGACGAAUUCCUGGCGAUUCCGGCGUUAUGUACAAACGUCGCCAGCCGUCCAUUCUUGGAUCUGGUGCAGGUUGAACCCACGAAUGAAACCGCCAAUUUCCGUGGGUACUAUAACACUGUUCCUCUUGUGGAAAUCACGGAUGGUAUCAUGAACGCUGUACUCGAUCAGGCCGAGGCAAGUACAUUUAAACACUGGGGAUCCGCACUAUCUGGAGACUGCUCUGCAUCGAUAAUCAGCUACGACGUCGAACCAUUCCUCCCAAGCAUUCUUACGCACGGUAGCGCAUCGGCGUACCCAUACGCUCGCACCCAACCCUUCCUGCCACUCAACAUUUACUUCUCAUGGAUAAGUUCCUCGGAAGAUCCGACGAUGCAUGAUGCCAUCGUUCAAAGCGCAACCAAUCUGACCAACGUGGCAACGGCGGAGGGCCAAUCUUUGACGUCCGCGCCUCAUUAUCCGAACUACGCCAUUUAUUCGACAAGCCUGGAGGAGAUCUACGGAACCGCCCUCCCGGAGAUGUAUGCGUUGAAAGCAACAUACGAUCCCGAUAAUGUUAUGAGCCUCUCAGGCGGCUGGAUGGUUUGA
Messenger RNA from Laetiporus sulphureus 93-53, 1407 nucleotides. RefSeq names its product FAD dependent oxidoreductase. The transcript has 11 exons. NCBI's taxonomy places the organism in Eukaryota, Fungi, Basidiomycota, Agaricomycetes, Polyporales, Laetiporaceae. The coding region runs from base 1 to 1407 and encodes 468 amino acids. The record is from RefSeq and is a predicted model, not a curated record. Gene Ontology annotation, molecular function: FAD binding.